Molecule: messenger RNA, 531 nt
Organism: Entrophospora sp. SA101
Lineage: Eukaryota; Fungi; Glomeromycota; Glomeromycetes; Entrophosporales; Entrophosporaceae
Source: the annotation of a GenBank genome assembly
AUGGAGUCAUGUCCAAAGGAUGUUGGAUUUCAUCUACAUGUGGAUUUAAUGCAAGUUACAUUAUUAGCACCUGGAAAAGUAUAUGGAGUUCAACAAUUAGAAAAUAAGGAUUAUCCUAAAUUAUAUAAAAUUUAUCAGCAAACAAUUGAAGAACUUAAACCUGGACUGAUUUUUUGUGAAGCACUCUUUAAUCUUGCAUGUUUUGAUGUUGCUUAUCAAUUAAAUAUACCAAUGGUUUCAUUUAAUACUGACUUUAUGGUUGUUAAUCUACCAUAUAUUUCUGAUCCAAUGAUUGAAUGUAAAAUUUAUAUGGAAAAUGAAUCAUUUUGGAAUAGAUUUAAAUGUGAAAUACUUAAACCACUGAGACUAUAUUAUACAUUUUAUUCACAUUCAAAUGAUUUAAUCAAUACAGAAUACAAUUGGGUACCACAACCUUCAUCUCCACUUUAUUUGGAUAUUUGUCCAAUUUUACCAGAUUAUAUACAACCAUUAUCAUCAGAACUUGUGAACUUUUUAUCAGAGCAUCCUUGA